AGGAAGUGUAUACCCUUUCAUGCUAUUCGCAGAGCAUGUGAUGCGGCAAAAAAAUUUUUAUUUAGUUAGGGUCUCUGACGUUAGUGAAGUUGGCUGUGCUGCUUCACACUGUCACGAGCAUGUGAGCUGGUUGAAAUGACUUUGUCUUACAGAGCUUGUCAGCGUUGCGUGAGCGUGGGUUGUCUUCUUGUUAUGGCGGCAACGCUGUUUGUUUUUAUCCUCAUCACGUUAGCUUAUUUCUACAACUGUGAUGGGAAGCUGCGCUUUGCCUCUUACUAUGGAGAUCACAUGGUGCUGCAGAUGUCUCCAGAGAAAGCUCUGCUGUGGGGCUAUGGCCCCGAGGGUGCACAAGUCACCGUCUUCUUGUCAGGACCAGUACAACAGACAACCUCACCAGCCACUGUGACAAAAGGUAUCUGGCAAGUCACCCUCGACCCUGUUGAAGCUGGUGGUCCCUACAAUGUGACAGCAACUGCUCAGAACAGCACAGCCACUCUGACAGAUGUGCUGUUUGGAGAUGUCUGGCUGUGUGGAGGGCAGAGCAACAUGUACUUUAAAACAUCUCAGAUUUUCAAUGCAUCAGAGGAGCUGGCCCUCGCAGCAAAGUAUCCUCAUAUUAGGACUUUUAUGGCAGCCUUGAAUCAGAGUGAAACAGAACUGAUUGAUUUGAUUCAAGUAAGCCUUCCCUGGUCUGUGCCCACAACAAAUGUGGCAGAGUUCUCUGCAGUGUGCUGGCUCUUUGGGCGCUACAUGUAUGACAACCUGAAGUACCCCAUAGGACUGGUGGAGUCCUGCUGGGGAGGCACACCUGUCGAAGCCUGGUCAUCUUCAAGAGCACUGCGGCAGUGUGGACUAGAGAAAACGAAACGGGGUCCUGAAAUAAAUUCUGUCUUGUGGAAUGCAAUGAUCCACCCAAUGCUCAACAUGACUAUCAAAGGAGCCCUCUGGUACCAAGGUGAGAAAAAUGCAGACUACCAUCAAAACAAGUACAACUGUUCCUUCCCUGCUAUGAUUGAUGACUGGAGGAUGGCAUUUCACCAAGGUUCAGGGGGGCAGACAGCUCUCGACUUCCCUUUUGGAUUUGUACAGCUGAGCACCAACAUAAAAGGCUCCACAGAUGAAGGCUUUCCGAACAUCCGCUGGCACCAGACAGCAGACGCCGGCUUUGUCCCGAACACUCGGAUGAAGAAAACAUUCAUGGCUGUGGCUUUGGAUUUACCAGACGAAACCUCACCCUAUGGCACGAUCCAUCCCCGGGACAAGCAGGACGUAGCGUACAGACUGACAUUAGGAGCAAGGGCAGUGGCUUAUAAUGAAAAGGACGUGCCCUUCCUUGGACCUUUCCCCCACCAAAUCCUGUCCACCAGACUGUAUCUCAACAUUACCUACGACCAGACAGUCUAUGUCACACAGUCUAAAGACAUCUUUGAGAUCUGUUGCUCAAGGAACCAGGCUCCAUGCGGGCCUCAGUCUCCUUGGGUUCCAGCUGGCAUCAUGCAGUGGGAUCAGACCACUGUCCAGUUAUCUACCAGUUUGUGUCCAGCUACUGAUGAAGUAGCAGCCCUCAGAUAUGCAUGGAGAGACUGGCCCUGUGACUUUAAAGCCUGUCCAAUCUACAGCGCCAGUAGGAUUUUACCUGCACCUCCGUUUAUUAUCAACCGCCCUCCAACCACAGGAAAUGUUUGGAAAAACUACUGAACCACAAAUGCCUUUUCUUUCUUUCAGUCCAAAUUUGCUGACUGGACAGAUAUGUAGCCAGUUUAAAAAAACAAAAAGUGCAGUUCUGUAAGUGCUUAUUGAAGCUUGUGGGAGAUAGGUGUGUGUGUGUGUGUGUAUAUAUUAUGUUGGCCCCAUGCCUUAUCUUCUAUACAACCUGUGCUGUUUCAACCACUGCCAAUAAUUGUUAUGUAUGAAUGUAGAAUGACGUGUUUAUUUUUAAACAAAAAAUUUACAACCCAAAUGAGCCUUUAUGACUUAACUUAAUUUGCACAAAUAAAUGACAAAUCAACAACUAAG
Messenger RNA from Micropterus salmoides (largemouth bass), 2016 nucleotides. RefSeq names its product sialic acid acetylesterase (gene siae). Gene Ontology annotation, molecular function: sialate O-acetylesterase activity. The transcript is spliced from 10 exons. Gene Ontology annotation, biological process: carbohydrate metabolic process. Lineage: Eukaryota; Metazoa; Chordata; Actinopteri; Centrarchiformes; Centrarchidae. The coding region runs from base 136 to 1698 and encodes 520 amino acids. The record is from RefSeq and is a predicted model, not a curated record.